AUCAAAAUUUGCAUUUUAUCAGAUAAGGUGCUCCUUCUUCUUCUUCCUUCCUUUGAACCUCACAUCCUCUUCGCACCAUGUUCUCUGCAAAUGUAAACACCCAUGUGCCUCUAUCUCUCUACAAUUCCAAAAAUAAAUCAUUUUCUUCUUCUUUUCUUAGUCCCAAUCCUCCUCUCUUUAUUUUCCACUUACCCUCCCCAAAAAUCCAUCUAAAACCCAUAUCAGCCACUCUAAUACCUUCCUCUCCACCACCUCCGGCUAGUCAACAACUAUACCAGCCCUUUAGACCUCCUCCAAAUACUCUCCCCCCACAAUACCAAUCUCUUGACGCUGCCGGCCGACUCGAAAUCCUAGCCAAUCGGCUUGGUCUCUGGUAUGAGUACGCCCCUUUAAUCACUUCUCUCAUUAGAGAAGGUUUCUCUCCAACAUCAAUUGAGGAAUCUACCGGCAUUUCUGGUGUUGAACAGAAUCGUUUAGUUGUUGCAGCUCAGGUUCGUGAAUCUUUAAUUCAAUCUAAAACAGACCCAGAAAUUGUUGCUGAAUUUGAUACAGGUGGGGCAGAGUUACUGUAUGAAAUUCGGCUCCUGAGCGUUUCGCAGCGGGCUGCAGCCGCUCGCUUUCUCAUACAGCAUAAGUUGGACGCUAAAGGCGCUCAGGAUCUAGCCCGUGCUAUGAAGGAUUUUCCUCGUAGACGUGGGGAUAAGGCGUGGGAAGACUUUGACUAUACUCUUCCUGGAGAUUGUCUAUCUUUCAUGUAUUAUAGACAAUCUAGAGAGCAUAAGGACCUAUCAGAGCAAAGAACAAAUGCUUUGGAAAUGGCAUUGGAUGUUGCUGAGUCUGAAAAGGCGAAAAAUUCAAUUUUGAAGGAAUUACAGGGGGAUAGUGAGGAUAAGGAUGGUGAAGAAGGGGAAAUGGCGGAUAGCGUUAGGGUUCCAGUUGUGAGAUUGAAACUUGGUGAGGUUGCAGAGGCAAGUAAUGUAGUGGUUUUACCUGUUUGUAGAGCAGAACAGAUAGAAAAAGAGAUUUUGGAAGCUCCGUGGGAAUGCAGGACAGAGGGUGAGUUCGGCGUUGUGGUAGCGGAGAAAGGCUGGGAGAGGUGGGUGGUGUUACCAGCAUGGGAGCCGGUCGUGGGGUUAGGGAAAGGAGGAGUGGUGGUGGCUUUUCCGGAUGCAAGAGUCUUACCUUGGAAAGUGAAUAGAUGGUAUAAAGAAGAGGCUGUUUUGGUGGUGGCUGAUAGGGGAAGGAAGGAGGUGACUAUAGAUGAUGGGUUUUACUUGGUAGCUGUUGAUGGCAGUGGUGAUGGUGGAUUAAAGGUGGAGAGGGGUUCUGCGUUGAAGGCAAAGGGUGUGGAGGUCAGUUUAGGGACUGUGGUGACGGUGGUCAGGCCACCGAAAGAGGAGACUGAUGAUCAAUUGCGCGAUGAAGAUUGGGAGUGAAAAGUUGCAAUUUUUUUUAUUAAAUGGAGGUUUAUAUUGGUCUUUGAUCAUACAAUUGUAAUGAAGGAGGAAACUGGAACUUACCCAGUAGAAGGUACGUAUUUUUUCUUCCAUUUUGUUGCGAAAAAUAUUGAUGCUGUUGUAAUAGUCUACAAAUGUAACUCAAUUUUUUUUUUUGUUCCUUAUGGAACUUUGUAAUGCAUAAAACUAUAAGAGCAUUAGAAGAGUUUCAUUUGAAAAUUUCCCUUU
Jatropha curcas is the source of this 1685-nucleotide messenger RNA. Lineage: Eukaryota; Viridiplantae; Streptophyta; Magnoliopsida; Malpighiales; Euphorbiaceae. The record is from RefSeq and is a predicted model, not a curated record.